AGUGGAAGUGAACUAUGAAAUGGCCAUCCAAGCGGGCCUGGACUUGGGGAGGUUUCGGGUGGGAGAUCGAACUUUAAAAAUGAAGCAAUGUUUAAUAAACAGCAACGCUAGGCAUCUGGAACUCAACAGGAGUUUAAAAAAAAAAUGCUGGUGGAAUUAUUAGCAUACGACUGUUUUAAAGACUACGAAGAUGCAAGCUGACCGGGCAGGAUGGACCGGAUGGGGGAGAGCCACUGUGCCUGAAUGAACCCGAAAGCAGAGGGAGGGUGCUGACAAGGACAAGCCUUGCACCCACAUUCGCCGUUAAGGAUGGAUAAGAGAAGCAGGGCACGUUCCCCCGACAGAAUAGGAAAAAUGAACGCACUCAGAAAGGAUCCGUUCACCUCCCGAACCCUGACGACAGAACACCUAGCUGUCAGGUGAAAUCAAGCACCUGAGCCGAGGAAAACAAAGCGGGCUCAACUCUGCUGGCUGCAGCGCGCUCUCCGUACAAGCCCGGAUCCCCUUCCCCAGCUCCCGAGGGUCCUUCCACCCCACCCUGCGCGUAAACCGCACCCCUCAGAAGUUCUGCGUUAGAGAACGCAGCGGGGAAGAACAUUUUCUGCAAGUGAAGAAAGUAGAACUAGGGCAGUCCGAGGAGAUUGAAAGGGCAACACCAUCACGCAAGAAAACUGUACCUAUUACACCAUUCUUUGGCGAAGGUUAUUCAGCAGUGGUGACCCCUUACAAUCGAACACUCUACAAAUUAUUAUCUCUGGACUCCCAGCUGACACCCUGCCGGAGGCAAGAGCUACUGAGCCAACUGGAACUGUGCCUUUUCUCUUGUCAAGGUUUUUUUCUUACACAGGAAAAAGGAAGAAAAAAAAAAAGAUGAAGUUGGGCAAAGUGGAGCUCUGCCAUUUUCUGCAGCUAAUAGCGCUUUUCCUGUGUUUCUCUGGGAUGAGUCAAGCAGAGCUCUCCAGGUCCAGAUCAAAGCCCUAUUUCCAAUCAGGGAGGUCCCGGACCAAGCGCAGCUGGGUGUGGAAUCAGUUCUUUGUGCUGGAGGAAUACAUGGGUUCAGACCCUCUCUAUGUAGGAAAGCUUCACUCUGAUGUUGAUAAAGGAGAUGGUUCCAUCAAAUACAUCUUGUCAGGCGAAGGGGCAAGUUCCAUUUUCAUUAUUGAUGAGAACACGGGGGAUAUCCAUGCUACCAAGAGGCUGGACCGAGAGGAGCAGGCCUACUAUACGCUGCGAGCCCAGGCGCUGGACAGGCUCACCAACAAGCCCGUGGAGCCCGAGUCCGAGUUUGUCAUCAAGAUUCAGGACAUCAAUGACAACGAGCCCAAGUUCUUGGAUGGCCCAUACACUGCAGGAGUUCCUGAAAUGUCACCUGUGGGGACCUCAGUGGUACAAGUGACAGCAACGGAUGCUGAUGAUCCUACAUAUGGCAACAGUGCCCGAGUGGUCUACAGCAUUCUGCAAGGACAGCCAUACUUCUCAGUGGAACCAAAGACAGGAGUCAUCAAGACCGCCCUUCCAAACAUGGAUAGAGAGGCUAAAGACCAGUAUUUGCUUGUUAUUCAGGCAAAGGAUAUGGUUGGUCAAAAUGGAGGACUCUCAGGAACUACGUCAGUCACCGUGACCCUAACUGAUGUCAACGAUAACCCACCUCGCUUUCCUCGAAGGUCUUACCAGUAUAAUGUCCCAGAAUCAUUGCCAGUGGCCUCUGUUGUGGCCAGAAUCAAAGCAGCUGACGCAGAUAUAGGAGCUAAUGCUGAAAUGGAAUACAAAAUCGUGGAUGGUGACGGAUUAGGGAUUUUCAAGAUUUCUGUUGACAAAGAUACACAGGAAGGAAUCAUUACUAUACAGAAGGACCUGGAUUUUGAAGCCAAAACAAGUUACACACUCCGGAUAGAAGCUGCAAACAAAGAUGCCGACCCUCGCUUUCUGAGCUUGGGUCCAUUCAGCGACACGACCACAGUGAAAAUAAUCGUGGAAGAUGUGGAUGAGCCCCCUGUGUUUUCCUCACCCUUGUACCCCAUGGAGGUAUCGGAGGCUACCCAAGUUGGGAAUAUCAUUGGCACCGUCGCGGCUCAUGACCCAGAUUCUUCCAACAGCCCUGUGAGGUAUUCAAUUGACAGAAACACAGACUUGGAGAGGUAUUUCAAUAUCGAUGCCAACAGUGGAGUUAUUACAACCGCCAAAUCUUUGGAUCGAGAGACAAAUGCUGUUCAUAAUAUCACAGUUCUUGCCAUGGAGAGCCAGAAUCCGUCUCAAGUUGGAAGAGGCUAUGUGGCCAUUACUAUACUCGACAUCAAUGACAAUGCCCCUGAAUUUGCUAUGGACUAUGAAACCACCGUGUGUGAAAAUGCCCAGCCAGGGCAGGUUAUCCAGAAGAUCAGUGCCGUUGAUAAAGAUGAGCCAUCCAAUGGACACCAGUUUUAUUUCAGCUUAACGACUGAUGCAACAAAUAACCACAACUUUUCAUUGAAAGAUAACAAAGACAACACGGCUUCCAUUCUCACCAGGAGAAACGGCUUCCGGAGACAGGAGCAGUCUGUGUACUACCUGCCCAUCUUCAUCGUGGACAGUGGUUCGCCUUCCCUCAGCAGCACGAACACCCUCACCAUCCGCGUCUGUGACUGUGAUGCCGACGGGGUAGCCCAGACCUGCAACGCGGAGGCCUACGUCCUACCUGCCGGCCUCAGCACCGGAGCCCUGAUUGCCAUCCUCGCCUGUGUCUUGACGUUACUGGUGUUGAUCCUCCUCAUCGUCACCAUGAGAAGACGGAAAAAAGAGCCUCUCAUUUUCGAUGAGGAGAGAGAUAUCCGAGAAAAUAUUGUGAGAUACGACGAUGAAGGUGGGGGAGAGGAAGACACAGAAGCUUUUGACAUGGCCGCACUGAGGAACCUCAAUGUCAUCAGAGAUACCAAGACCCGAAGGGAUGUGACUCCAGAAAUUCAGUUCUUGAGUCGACCGACUUUUAAAAGCAUCCCAGACAACGUCAUCUUUCGAGAAUUUAUUUGGGAGAGGCUGAAAGAAGCUGACGUGGACCCCUGUGCUCCCCCCUAUGACUCCUUGCAGACGUACGCGUUCGAAGGAAAUGGCUCAGUGGCUGAAUCACUCAGCUCCUUAGAUUCCAUCAGUUCGAACUCUGAUCAGAAUUACGACUACCUAAGUGACUGGGGGCCUCGCUUUAAACGACUCGCAGAUAUGUAUGGCACCGGCCCCGAGAGUUUGUACUCAUAGCCCCGGAACCUUAAUCUGAAAUGUACUGGAGAAAAAAAUAAAUAAAAGCAAAAACAAAACAAGGCAAAACAACGAGACAAAACAAAACAACCCACUACAUACAGAAAACAAGAACUCGACUUACUAGAGAGAACGGUUGUACAUAUUUCUCCAUUUUUAACUGUUUAGGCUUUGGCCUUGGUGAAGUGUAUCUCCAUUAGACUUACCCAAGGGACUGCACUGACCACAGACUCUGAGCAUUCGAAGGCUUUUUGAUAAAACGAAAUGCUCAGUGGUUUGUGAAUAGAUAGCAACUCUCAGAUACCUGCAAAGCACCUAACCUCUAUGAGCAAGUAGUGCCCUGUGUUGUCCGUGACCCAAGCGUGCCCUGUACAAACCUUCACGGUACUGCCAGUGAGAAGAACAACACACGAUGUGCCAUUGAAAUGUCCUAGAACUUCUCGCGACUCAAAACUCGGGACCAGUAUAAUUUGCGGUGAUGCUUUUCGCUUGCUAGAUUACAGAAUCCAGCGCAAGUUUACUGCUGCUGGUUAGCGAAUAUAUUUUAUUUAGCAGUAUAUAAAUUCUUAGAAAAUCCUCCCCGGUCCUCCAAUACAAACCGAUAAAAUUUGGUUUCAGGCAACAUAACCCGUUGUUUAGCAAAUAAAUUACGAAGGGUUCCAAAUAAGAAAAAAAAAAAAAAAAGUAAAUCAUUCCUUUUGAGCUGCUUGUGGAGGUAUGAAAAAAAGUUGCUGUCUAUUCAUUGAUUUUUAUUAUCUCUUCUGAUUUAUACAGGAGACUAUCUUUUGUUUUUUUUUUAUUUCAUACAUGGUGUUCUAUUUAUUUUGGAGCUCCAAUCUCCACGAAAUUCAGGUCCAUCUGACUGCCUCAUAGAACUAAGCUCGUCAGAACAUGCUGAUUUUUCUCCAGGCUGAGCGAAAUGAAGGGAAUGAAGCAUGGAUAUGGAGAAGAAAAUAGAGCAGUUGAGCCCUUUUCACAUCUCAGAGAGGAUCCCAGCUACAAGGACAUACAAGAUGUUCAUCUGAGCCAUUAGAAUGUACCAAACAGUGGAAUAAAAAUAUUUGUAUUUUGGAAAGAUUUCAGAAUUGAGAUUUGUUUUGGAUGCAAGAUUUAUUUUUCAAGGUCACAAGUUCUCUAUGCUCCAAAGACUUUUGAGGAUUUGUUUUCCCCAACCUUUUUGGCUGUAACCGUAUUGACUAAAAGACUGUUUAUUUUUUUUGUUUGUUUUUUUAACACUACCUUAAUGUAAUGUUACAAUUUUCAAAAUCCGUCUUUAAAUUCUGACGCACACACCUUCCUCAAGGACUAACCAAGCAAUGUAGAAGGUCCAUACUGGUUUAGAGGGUGCCAACAUGAGGAGACCAUUUCAAGUGAUCAUGUGUGUUUAGGAUGGGAUUCUUAGAAUAAGGAUUUUAUGACUAAAAUAAUAUUUCCACCUAUCACUUUUUCCUAGAAUAGUACUAGCUUAAUGUGCAUAUACUGAAAUAAGAAUGGACUUUUUUUCUUUCAUUUCUCUCUUUCAGAAUAAUUUAUUGGGUCCCUAAUCAAUCUACAGAUAGCGGACCCUGUAGAGGAAAUUACAUUUUAAAAGUGCUUCUUUCUGAAAGACAAACACUGGAAUCAGAAUAUUCAUAUUUGGAUGACGUGAGGACAAACCAGGAUUCUGUAAAUUUACGAUUCAUCCUUAGAAAUAAAGUAGGUGAAAGUGACCUUCAGCCUCAUCACAAAAGAAAUAAGUCAGUCAAUCUGACCAUCUGCACUCAGUCCUUUCAUUUGAAUACAGGUUUGUAAACAUUGUUGUGGGACUAGAUAGAUAUGCUUCUUGCUGUAUUAAUAUACAUGUAUGUGAAAAACUCAUAACAGUAAAAGAUUCUGUUCAUGACUUUUAGUCCCCUAUGUAAGUUUUUCGAAUAAAAAAAAAAAUACAUAGUACACGUACCCAAGUCAGUAAAAGCAAAGUGUGGUGCAGGAACUGUGUAGGCGUUAAAUCAGCAAGGUGCUGAAAAGACAGUUUUGUAAUAAUCCCCUGUUGUCUGCAGGAAGACAAAAUCGUUUAGCGCAUUUGGAUGAUGAUGUCAAAACUGAUUGUUGCACAGAUCACUAAAUGGAGGUUUGAGUGUAUUUUAGAAAAGAAUAAUCACAUCAUUCACCUUUGUCUUGUUUUCAAGUAUAUAUAUAUAUAUAUAUAUAUAUAUAUAUAUAUAUAUAUAAACAUAUCUUUUUAUUUUUUUUUCAUAUUUGCUGAUCACAGAUUGGGAAAAGAAAAGCUCAAAUUUAAAUAAAGAUUUGAAAUUCUUGCCUAUACCCACUUGCUCUUUUAUGCGUGGACAAUGACAUCAAUACAGAUACUGAACUUGAUUCAGUGGGAUUGUUAAAAAAAUACUUGAGAUGGCUGAGAGUGUGUCCCUAAUUUACAUGAAAUUUAUAUGCUUUCUAUCUAAGCUUACCGGUAACAGGGGUGAGUUUUAGUUUUUUGGGUUUUUUUCCCCCUUCCGAAAUGCAGUGCCAUAUAUGAUUAUCUCCAUAACACUUGAGAGGCUGUGUUUUAAAACCAGACCCUGUAAUAAUUGAUAAAAAAAAAAAAUCCAUGUUAAACCGAGUCAGGAGAUUCUCCAGAAGCA
Molecule: messenger RNA, 5849 nt
Organism: Felis catus (domestic cat)
Lineage: Eukaryota; Metazoa; Chordata; Mammalia; Carnivora; Felidae
Gene: CDH7
Product: cadherin 7
Exons: 12
Coding region: 871-3228 (785 amino acids)
Biological process (GO): cell morphogenesis; multicellular organism development; homophilic cell-cell adhesion
Cellular component (GO): adherens junction; catenin complex; plasma membrane
Molecular function (GO): cadherin binding; calcium ion binding
Source: RefSeq, a predicted model, not a curated record